AUGGCCGAGAGCGGAGGCGGAGAGACCGUUUUCUAUGCCCGCGCCCUACAAAACUGGAAGAGCAAGGACAAAGGGGCGCUGUCUCUGUCAAAGGGCGGGCUGGUGAAGGUGCUGUCGGGGUCGGCGGACGGCGAGAAGUUCUUUGGCGAGGUCGGGAAGAAGAAGGGCUGGUUUCCGCAGAUCUACGUCAAGCGUGAGGCGGCCGGCGGGAUCGUGCAGUCCUUCCGUCCGAGUGGCGGCGACUCCGGCGACGGCGACAGUAGCCCUCCCGCCAUCAGCGGACCCACCCACGUGCGCCAACACUCACAGAGCCUCGAGACCCUCUCCCUGCUCGCCGAUCAGCUCCCGCCCAACGCCAUCGCCGACCUCGGAGAUGGCAAGGCGAAGGAGGAGGCCGCCGGCGCGCCGCAGGAUGAUGGCGAAGGCGGGUCGGGCUCGCGCAUACUGAAGCGAUCGGUCACCGUGAACCACCUGCGCCAGCAGAGCGCCGGGGGCUCUGCGGAGGACCGGAUGCGGCUGGACGACAUUUUGCGGGGCAGCGGCGGCCGGUUCCUGGGGCGCAGCCUCGAGCAGCCGCGGAUUCCGGAGGUGGGCGAGGAGGAGUACGCGGCCGGCGCGCAGGACAGCGACCACAGCGGAGUGGACAAGCUCACCGAGGAGCAGAACGCGGCCAUCGCGCGGCUCAAGCGCAACCGCACGCUGCCGCACCUGCGGCCGCCGAUGCCCUCCGUCUCACACUCGCCCGUAACGAUGGCCUUCUCCAAUCCGGCCCUGUCGCCGUCGUCCAUCUCUAUGACCGCGUCAGCGCCCGUGUCGCCGCGCUCGUCGUCGCCGCGCACCAGCCUGCGCCCGAUCCUGCACAACGGCACCACCUCGCACUCCUUCGGCACUCUCCCGCUCAACGCGCUCGGCUCUCCCUCCGGCGCAGGAGGACCCUCUUCGCCGCGCUCCCGCGUGAUGUCGGUCUACCAGCCGCUGUCGCAGCCUUCGUCGCCGACGUCAUCGUCGUCAUCGCCCCCGGCAUCUCUCUCCUCCAACCCGCUCGAGUCCCCGCGCCGCACGCGCUCCUCGUCAUCGCACUCGGCGCCGCACCCGGUCAUCACCUCCAUCUUCCCGCAGCGCUCGCUGUCGAUGGAGGCGCAGGCCGUGCAGCAGUCGUCAAUGAACAACGGGCCGUCGCCGCUAUCGAAGCUUGGCGCCACGUCGACGUCGUCGCGUCGGCAGAGCAAGUCGCAUCGGGAUGAGAAGAAGGAGGAGAAGAAGAAGAAAAAGGAGGAGAAGAAGGAGAAGCGCGAGGGCAGCCGGCGGAAGCCCAACCCGAAGAAGGGCAGCACACGGCAGCCCGGACGUGCGUCGGGCAAGGAGGUGUUCGGCGUCUCGCUCGAGGAGCUGAUGCAGCGGCAGCGACUGGACCAUCCGCACCUCCAGGUGCCUAUCGUGCUGCUCAACUGUGCACACGCCAUCAUUCUCCUCGAGGGCCACAAGAAGGAGGGCAUUUUCAGGAUUUCGGGCAACGCGCACAAUUUGGAGGCACUGAAGGAGACGAUACGAGAGCAGGAGUAUGCCGACGACUUCCUCGACGCCCACAACGCUGCAUCGCUCAUGAAGCUCUGGCUAUCGUCGCUCCCGCAAUCCCUCAUCCCCGACACCCUCACGCAACGAUGCACGGAGAGCAUCGGCGAUCCCGAGAAGAGCCUGGCGAUCGUGAGCGAGAUGCCGGAGAUCAACCAGAAGACGCUCGGCUACGUGAUCCAGUUCCUGCAGCAGCUCAUCCUCCCCGAGAAGGCCGUCACCAAGAUGGACGAGGACAACUUGGCGAUGACCCUCGUCCCAGUCAUCUUCGACCAGAACGGCGCAAUCGGCGACAUGGCGGAGAUCGUGAAGCAGACGCAGCUGCAGAAGAUGUUUGUGGUCAAUCUCCUCCAGCACAUGCAGUUCGCCACGCCUCUCGCGUGGAAGACUUUGAAGACGCCAUCGAGGUGA
This is a messenger RNA of Acanthamoeba castellanii str. Neff, 1983 nucleotides long. RefSeq names its product RhoGAP domain containing protein. Bases 1 to 1983 code for a protein of 660 amino acids. Gene Ontology annotation, cellular component: cytoplasm. Lineage: Eukaryota; Discosea; Longamoebia; Acanthamoebidae. Gene Ontology annotation, biological process: signal transduction. The record is from RefSeq and is a predicted model, not a curated record. Gene Ontology annotation, molecular function: protein binding; GTPase activator activity. The transcript is spliced from 6 exons.